Saccostrea echinata is the source of this 2915-nucleotide messenger RNA. RefSeq lists its product as uncharacterized. The record is from RefSeq and is a predicted model, not a curated record. Bases 843 to 1853 code for a protein of 336 amino acids. NCBI's taxonomy places the organism in Eukaryota, Metazoa, Mollusca, Bivalvia, Ostreida, Ostreidae. The transcript has 2 exons.
UGCAUUAAUUCUAUUAAAUAAUCUUGUCUGCUCCUUAGUGUUAAGCAGAUAAACAAAGUGAUUACUUAAGAUGAGCAAACUUCUGGUCCCAGGGUGAGAGGCUCUGGUGUUUCUUGAUGGGGAGGGGGGCUCUAUUGAUAAUAUAAUGAAUCUGUAGUAAAAAUGCAUUAUUUCUUUAAAAAUCUUCUUUGCACCUGGGCAUAUCAGAGGCAAAAAGAGUAAAAGUUUUAAUAAGGAAGGGUAUUUUUACCAGAUUUUUGAACAUCUGGACCAUUUGGUCAAGUGUUCUGGUCCCGGCUAGGGCUCUGUUAAUUUGUAAUCUACUGAGAGGAGUUAUUCCCCUUUGGCAUUUACUUUUGAUAAUUAAUCCCUGUAAAUAAUGUACUUGAAAGGUUAAUAGAAUAAGAGAAUUAUGCAAGAAUUUUUAUUGUAUAAUACAAAAAGUACUUUCCUAGUUUUAAUGAUCAAGUAGACUUGUAAAUAAUAGAUAAAUAAAAAUGAGACAAAAAUAACUUGUCUUAUUAAAUGUUCAUCAAAGACCAAGAGAGGCCAAUGUAAAAGAUUUCAACAAGGAAUUAAGAUAGUACAGAAGCACUGAUAGUUUGUUAAUUUACUGUAUGGUGAUAGUGUUAAAUGGGGAACAUAUUAGAACCUAAUUUAUGAACUGUAAAUGAAUGGUAGACUAAUUACAUUUUUGAUCCUGAUCACUCUGUUUUUCUUGCUUUUGGCAACAAAGCUUCACCUUUCAGUUCAUUUUAUACUCUAUGGAUUCUCUAAAUUGUUGUGUUGUACUCAGGUGACCGUUAAGGCCCUUGGGCCUCUUGUUAAUUUUAAAAUUGCAGAUGAUAAUGGACAGAUUUUACAACAGUGGAAGUGCAAGGGAACCUGGAACUUUAUAUCACUUAAAGAGUGUGAUUAACAGAAGGAAUGUCAGUAGUACUGUGACGAAAGACUAUCAUGCUGACAGUGCUUUUAUAGACUUAGUUGGAGAAAGUCACAUCAUUUCCCUUGCCUUAACACAUUUUGGAAUGGCAGAUCUUAAUGCACCGUGUAAAGUUUUCCCACAUGGUAUUCAUCUAGCAGACAUUGAUCAUAAGAAGAGGAUUCUUCGAAACCUUGUUGGCGAGCUAGUUGACAGCCAUAUAAUGAACAUACUAUCUCAGACCCUGAAUAGAGAACAACUUUGUGAAGAUGAAAAUAAUGACAGAAUUUAUAACUAUGCAACAAAUUUUUUGAAAUUCUGGCUUCUACGAAAAAUAAGCAUAGUGGCCACAAGAAGUGGAGAUGGGAUGCGCAUUUUACGUCACUGGAAAUAUGCUAUGCUGCUCUAUCAUAUUGCGCAUAAGACAAAGUACAGACUGGAAGCCUUCCUGCUAAUUGCCUGCACCAUUGCUCUCUUCACUCCAAGACAACAACAUCAAGUUAUAUGGAACAGAUUUGUCAAUUUAAGUGGUGGAAGGGGAAAAAAUUUAGAUGGGGAUUAUGUAAUGGAACUUUUAAAUAAAUAUGCCAAGGCAAGAGUAAAACUAAUAGGACCAAACCAUUCCCAUGAAACCGUACUAAGAAUAGGCAAAACCAUGAUGUUUUGCCAUGACAUUUCUAGAAACCUGGAAUGUCAGGUGGGAGCUGCUCCUAUAUCUAGGGAUCACAAAGCCCAGGAUACCACCGGAGACCUGACAAAACUUGUAAGAGAAUUACAAAGAGCGAAUGUUUUUACCUGUAUACCUGGAAGGGCCCACAAUUCAUUUCAAAAUGAACCAUCUGAUAUUUUUACACAAUUUAAUGUUAUUGAAUUCCACAAGUGGAUGAAUGCAAAGAAGAAGCAAUAUGCUGGAAAUAAACAAGCCUUUUAAAUACAUGUCAUGUACAGUGCGCACUGGAGGCUCCUCAACCAUAUCCACAGCCUUUACGAGGGAUUCCUCAUCUAAGUCCAGAACUGCAGCAGUGUCAGAAGGACAAUUACGACAUUCACAGUUGUGCUUGCAGUUAUCACAGCACAAACACAGGCUGGAAACAUUUGUGAUUGUGGUAUCUUCUGGUGUAAAAUGUUCCAGUAAAAAUUGACGUCUACAUGAUUUUAACAGACAAAAUUCUCUCGUGUGACUAUCGGUUGCAACAGUACUUAUAUCAGCUGGGUGAUAGUAUAUAACAGACACGGAUCGAUUUCCAUCCCUUCCAGCACGUCCACUUUGUUGCAUGUAUCCUUGAAUACUGUGAGGAGCCCCCCAGUGGACAAUAACACGUACGUCGGGUACAUUCACCCCCAUACCAAAUGCAGUUGUUGCUAUAACAACUCGCAACUUGCUAUCAGUGUUACAAAACGUGUCCAUUAUGAUCGUUUUGUUUUUCUGAGCAGUCGAAUGAUGAAACAUGGCAAAAAGACAGUUUUUUGCUGAACAUGUCCCAAUAUAGGAGUUUUGGGAACCAAGCUGGCUCAUUAGAUAUUGAUAAAUGAGUCCACAAGAUUUAAUGUUUCUGCAGUAAAUGAUACAUUUUGGGGUAUUCUCUUUCAUUACAUUAAGGUCAUUACACAACCAUGAAAAACAUUCAUUUAUGCUUGCUGGAGCUUUUAUACAGACAUGCUUUAUGUUUGGCCUGUCACAACUCAAGAUUACUUCAAGAAAAUUCUUCAUGCAUAACAUUUCUGAAAUUUUUUUUCUAUCGGACUGUGUGGCUGUAGCAGUUAAGGCUAACAUAUUAGCAUUAGGAAGCAAACUUCUCAAUUCUGCUAAUCUAGAGUAAUCUGUUCGGAACUCUGUACCCCUAGAAAAAAAAGUUGUGCCAAAUACAAGUCAUAUUAUAGAUCUUUUUCUGUAAGAAAGUAGAAAGCUAUAAAAUGAUCUUUAUAUUAAUUUAUUAUUAUAUGUAGAAUUUCCAUUAUUUUCAUUUUCUAAAAAGUUUUACAGAAAACAUUA